Messenger RNA from Anopheles stephensi (Asian malaria mosquito), 6981 nucleotides. It is a transcript of the gene FBXO11, whose product is annotated as F-box only protein 11. The record is from RefSeq and is a predicted model, not a curated record. Gene Ontology annotation, biological process: regulation of apoptotic process; protein ubiquitination; ubiquitin-dependent protein catabolic process. NCBI's taxonomy places the organism in Eukaryota, Metazoa, Arthropoda, Insecta, Diptera, Culicidae. Gene Ontology annotation, molecular function: protein binding; zinc ion binding. The coding region runs from base 606 to 4670 and encodes 1354 amino acids. The transcript has 7 exons.
CUGCUCCGUUCACUUUGCCUUUACUCACUGAGGAAGGAGUUGUCCGUGUGCGAAAAAUCUGUGGAAAAUUAUGCAAUUUGCAUCACGAUUUUCGCACCGUACGCGGUCGUAAAGUGCGACAACGGGUGUAGGAAGAUGUCGUGCGUGUGACUGUUGUGAAGUGUGCGCUCGAAACGGCCUGCUGCUGCUGGUUGGGUAUCAGGAUAUAGGGCGGCCCAUACAUACACUGCCAAUACUGACAGGUAUGGUGGACAGGUGGCAAUGCUGAAGUGAAAGGACUGAAACAAGUGUAUGCAACAACCGCCCGACCACCGUCCGCUCGGUGGUAAUAUCUGGUGCUAACUAACGGUGGCCAAACUUACGGUGGCGAAUUUUAAAGGAGCAGAAAGCUAAGAGAAAAAAAAUGCAUCAAGAAUAGAGAAUCACAGGAAGUUCCUUAACUGACGACGACAGCCGCAAACCACUGUUUUUGUGGAAUAGUGGCAGUAUUGUAAUACGGAAGAAAAAGGAUACCAACGGCACACAAACAUACACACUCCCGAGCGCUGGUUUUGGUUGGUUGCUGCUGCGUAAGUGCCGUAAGUGAGACGUAAAAUAGAGCAAAAAUGCCCAGCGCUUCCUUCUCGUCGUCCCGAUCGUACGUUCGCCGAUCCCGGCGAAAGGGCAACCGAAUUCCGCUGCCAUCGCGAACUUCCGCAAUAUGCGAACAGAACAUUCCAGCACCGAACGUUGGUGCAGCGUUGUCGUCAAAUGGUGGCGGUGGAAGUGGCGGAGCCGGUGGCGGUCCAGCUGUGACCGCUGCAGCACCACCAACGGCCGGCACCGGUCCCACGACAGCCGUUAGUACUACAAUCAGCUCCACAAACAGUAGCAGCACCUCCACCGCCAGCUCGUCCACAUCCAGCGCUCCUUCCACUUCCACGUCCGCCUCAUCGGCAUCGUCGUCGUCGUCGAACGCGGCACCAAGCUCCUCAACGACACUAGCAGCAUCCAUCACCGGUCUAUCCGCGGCUUCAUCCACCUCUGGCAUGAUGGCUCCGCCGGGUGUUUGCACAUCGUCCGGCAUGACCAACUUCGGGGCCUGUUAUAAGGAUGUGGCGACCACCACCACCAGUGUGGACAUCGUUGGUCCAACGGUAAUGGUGUGCGGUGGUGGUGCCGGUGGUUCCGGGACAGCCAGUUCAUCAUCCUCAACCACCACCUCCUCACAGUGUCUGUCGGCGAUAACGGCGUCACUGUACGCGAUUGUUGGUUCCAACAGUGGCGGCAACAGCACAUCGACCGGCGCCUCCUCCUCUACGUCCUCAUCGUUCGGGUGUUCCAGCUCUUCCUCUACUUCCAUAUCAGGAACGGUAGGUGCGGCUGGAGCCGGUUCCGCCACGUGCAGCGGACUGUCCUCCGGUCCACUGUCCUCCGUAACGCUGUCCGAGGUGAAGCAGAGCUCCAACUCGCCGUACGAUCUGCGCAAAAAGUCCCCCAUGACGGCACACGACUCAGCCAGUGCCAGCGGAGGAGGCAGCGGUGGUGGUGGUGGUGGUGGUGGCGGUGGGUGGUUAGCGGGUGGUGGAGGAAACGGUCCCGCAACGUCAAACUCAUCCACGGCAUCAUCAUCAUCGUCGAACGCAAUGGCCGGCAACUCUUCGGCAGGCGGUUCAUCGUCCAGCACCAGUUCCGGCGGCUCCUUGUCGUCCUCUGCCGGUGGUGCACCAUUCGGCCUAGGAUGUGGCGCCUCGUCCUCGUCUAGCAGUAGUAUUAACAACCCGAACUGCUCCCCAGGUGGCAGCAGUAGCGGCGGUGGUGCCGGCAGCGGUAAUCUGCUUCUGCACCACCACCAUCACCAUUCGCAUCAGUAUCAGUCGACCAGUGGGUACGAUCCGAACGCGGCCGCUUAUAUGCUGCCGGCACGGAAACGUCCUCGCCGUACUUAUUCCAACAGCAACGAGGUGGGCACCUCGAUGGCGGCCACCAUGCCCCAGCAGCCGACGGCGGCCGCUGCAGCGCUGCUUGCCGCCACGGGCGGUGGCUCGUCCGCUUCGUCUUCCGUCGCGUGCCGCCCGGCGGCCACUGCCGCGGUAGUCGCGCUCACCUCUCCGGCCACCCCUUCACCGCCGAUGGCAACGGCAUCGGUGGCAAUGGCGGGCACGAUGUGUAUGCAGUCGGCGGCCCACUACCUGCAGUACGAAAUGCCGGACGAGGUGCUGCUGACGAUCUUUUCCUACCUGUACGAGCAGGACCUCUGCAGGGUGGCACUGGUCUGCAAGCGCUUCCAAACGAUCGCCAACGACAAGGAGCUGUGGAAGCGGCUCUACCAGAACGUGUACGAGUACGAUCUGCCGCUGUUCAAUCCGGAACCGUGGAAGUUUGUGUUCGUGAAACCGGACGAGGCGGACUACGCGAACCCGUGGAAGGAAAGCUUCCGGCAGCUUUACCGCGGCAUCCACGUGCGGCCCGGCUAUCAGGAGCGGCGGUAUCAGGGCCGCAACAUCGCUUACUUCAACACAGUGCAAGGUGCACUGGACUACGCGGACGAACGGAAUUCGGCGCACAACAUGGCGAAUGCGUUGGCCGCUGCCAACAGUGCUGGCGGCGGUGCGAGUGGGAACGGCAACAAUGGCAUGGGAGGUAACAACAGCAAUAACAACAACAACAACAACAAUGGUGAUGAUAUGGGUGUGUCGGCGGGAGCAGGAGGAGGUGGUGGUGGUGGUGGUGGUGCGGUCGUCGAAGCGUUGGCAACGAGCGGCUUAAUAUUUCUGCACAGCGGUACGUACCGUGGCGAGUUUCUGGUGAUCGAUUCCGAUGUGGCACUGAUUGGGGCCGCCCCGGGGAACGUGGCCGAAUCGAUCAUUCUCGAGCGAGAGUCCGAAUCGACGGUCAUGUUCGUUGAGGGCGCGAAGCAGGCGUACGUGGGGCACAUGACGUUGAAGUUUUCGCCGGACGUUACCUCGACGGUGCCGCACCACAAGCACUACUGUCUGGAGGUGAGCGAAAACUGCAGUCCCACCAUCGAUCACUGCAUAAUCCGGAGCACGUCGGUCGUUGGAGCCGCCGUGUGCGUGAGUGGUGUCGGUGCCAAUCCGCUGAUCAAGUACUGCGACAUCAGCGACUGCGAGAACGUCGGUCUGUACGUGACGGAUUACGCGCAGGGCACGUACGAGCAUAACGAGAUUAGCCGGAAUGCGUUGGCCGGCAUCUGGGUGAAGAACUACGCUAGUCCUAUCAUGCGCGAAAACCACAUCCACCACGGCCGCGACGUGGGCAUCUUUACAUUCGACAAUGGCAUGGGUUACUUUGAGAAGAAUGACAUCCACAACAACCGAAUAGCGGGUUUCGAGGUGAAGGCGGGCGCCAAUCCAACCGUGGUCAAGUGCGAGAUACAUCACGGCCAAACGGGCGGUAUCUACGUACACGAGAAUGGGCUGGGCCAGUUCAUAGAGAACAAAAUCCAUUCCAACAAUUUUGCGGGAGUGUGGAUUACGUCGAACAGUAACCCCACGAUCAGGAAGAAUGAGAUCUACAACGGACAUCAGGGCGGUGUGUACAUCUUCGGCGAGGGUCGCGGUUUGAUCGAGCACAACAACAUCUACGGCAAUGCGCUGGCCGGCAUACAGAUACGCACGACGAGCGAUCCGAUCGUGCGGCACAACAAAAUCCACCACGGCCAGCACGGCGGUAUCUACGUGCACGAGAAGGGCCAGGGGUUGAUCGAGGAGAACGAGGUGUACGCGAACACGCUGGCCGGCGUUUGGAUCACGACCGGGAGUACGCCCGUGCUGCGGCGGAACCGCAUCCAUUCGGGCAAGCAGGUGGGCGUGUAUUUCUACGACAAUGGGCACGGCAAGCUGGAGGACAACGACAUCUUCAACCAUCUGUACUCGGGCGUGCAGAUCCGCACCGGCAGCAAUCCGGUGAUACGGGGCAAUAAGAUUUGGGGUGGCCAGAACGGCGGUGUGCUGGUGUACAACGGUGGGCUCGGGUUGCUGGAGCAGAACGAAAUCUUCGACAACGCGAUGGCGGGCGUGUGGAUCAAGACGGACUCGAACCCGACGCUGCGCCGCAACAAGAUCUACGACGGUCGGGAUGGUGGCAUCUGCAUCUUCAACGGCGGCAAGGGCAUACUGGAGGAGAACGACAUCUUCCGCAACACGCAGGCGGGUGUGCUGAUCUCGACCCAGAGCCAUCCGGUGCUGAAGCGCAAUCGCAUCUUCGACGGGUUGGCGGCCGGCGUAGAGAUUACGAACAAUGCGACCGCCACGCUGGAGUACAAUCAGAUCUUCAACAACAAGUUCGGUGGGCUGUGUUUGGCCAGCGGCGUGCAGCCGAUCGUCGGCGGGAACAAGAUAUUUAACAAUCAGGACGAGGUGGAGAAAGCGGUAUCGGGCGGCCAGUGUCUGUACAAAAUCUCGUCCUACACCUCGUUCCCGAUGCAUGAUUUCUAUCGCUGCCAUACGUGCAAUACCACCGAUCGCAAUGCAAUCUGUGUGAAUUGCAUCAAAACGUGCCACUCCGGUCAUGACGUCGAGUUUAUACGCCAUGAUAGAUUUUUCUGCGACUGCGGUGCCGGUACGCUGACGAACCAAUGCCAGCUGCAGGGUGAACCGACGCAAGACACGGACACGCUGUACGAUUCGGCAGCGCCAAUGGAGUCCCACACGCUGAUGGUGAACUAGGGCCAUCCCGGGCGGAAUGGAUGGUUAACCAACGGCAACGCGUUGCUACAGCCCAGCAGCACACAGGUGUACAGAGCAUAACAAAAAAAAAAACGGGACACUGCUGGCUGGAUAUAAGGCUUUUUUUAGUCGCAUUUCAUGGUGGGAAGGGACUGUGGAACCACAAGAGAAUGAUGGUCACUUAAAGUAACGGCAAUCACUGUAAUCGAUGAAAGGUGUAGCGCGCUCCCCGAUGUGGUGGGGUACCCUGGUGGUGACCACACGCGGCGGUGGCCACGCGGGAUGUGAAAAUCCGUAGCGAAGAAGCAAGCGAUAGUAUUUUAAUGUUAAGGUUAAGCGCGGGGGUUUAGAGGUCAUUCUCGGAUGGUUGCUAGGGUGUGUGUGUGUGUGUGUUAGUAACUCGUGUCUGUGCAUAUGUGUGUGUGUGUGUUGGAGUGUUUGUGCGAUCGAGUGUGUUCUCAAUACAAGGUGAAGCUAGCAAGCAGUUUUGUGUCAGGACACACACACACACACACACCCAAACACACACUCACCACACCAUCGUAAGGAUCACCCCCGGAUCAAUCCCGUACAGCAGGGGUUACAUAGUAUUAUUAUAUGUUAUUUUUGUUUUCCGGUAAACAGAUUGAUGGUGAGCCACCAAUCAGUCUAUCAAUCAAUCAAUCAAUCAAUCGUAAUGGCAUAUUUGGUUCUCGUCCAAAUGCCGCGAGCUGAACUGAUAUUACUCUAGCGACAGAAACGGGAGAGGUCGCGUUCGUGUGAUGCUGGCCACCACCACGUCAUGUGUUUAGCUUAACUUCUUCGUACGGCAGCUUUCGGAAUUGGCUCCAUUUUAUUGUUCCUUUUGUUUGUUUGUUUGUUUGUUUGUUUGUUCGUCGUGGGAGAGCUCGUCUAGCGAACUUAUUAACUCCUCUUUGCCAUAGGCCAUUUCGGUAUGAAUGUAUGAAUGUAUAUAAAUGUGCAGCACACUCAAUUAAAAGCAAACGAAGAAAUCAAGCUGUACGUCUGUGGCUGGAUCUUUUCUUGUCCGGGCGACGCUGAUAUGUCUCCAUCGGCAAACAAUCAUUUAACAGCAUUGCCAAGAAAGGUCCACGUUUAGGCGCGAUCGAGCGCGAAACAGGCACUCCCGGUUGUAAUUCACUAACUGCUCGCCAUAUGCUUCCGUGCCGGAGCUGCGCGAUUCGCUGGUUUGGAUGGAAGUGCGCACAAAGAAACAACUUAAGUUUACAAACUAACUUUAAACAAGUACAAAACUCAACUCUUGCUCCUCUUGCACACCGCAGGAGAGGUGUUUCCAGAUCAGGAUUACAUUCUACUACUUCCUUUGCUACUACUACCAUUUCAACUGGAUGAAUGUCUGUUUUAAAUGCCACAAAAGAGAGAGAGAGAGAGAGUGAGAGAGAAAGUGCCCGCGUGUAGAGAAGUAUCGUGGAGCAGCAUGAAGCGAGCCAAUAAUCCCGCGUCCCAGUGCAUUUAUCUGUGUUAGUAACAGGAUCUUACUGUAUGAUUCGUGAUCGUGUAUUCGUGUAUCUAUUUUAUUGUAUUUCCCUUACGGUACGUUAAAGCUAAUUGUGUUUCUAAAUUUAAAAUCAAACUCCUCUCCUCCUCUUCCCGUCCCGCGUCCCGUCUUACUCUUCACGGCACCUUUCCCACCCGUCACAGCCAAAAUCUGCCCAGCUGUAUGAUAUUAUUACCCUCGUUCGUCCUUGUUUACGGCCCUCUUCUUGCCGGCCACGCGGGCCGUCGUGUGCCGUGCAAAUAAGGACGGCAUACCAUAGGAAGAAGAAAAAGGAAGAAGGGAAUGAAAAAGUCGGAAAAUCGUAUAAAUGUUUUGUGAGACCUUUCUUUUUCUAAAUUCUGUGUUAAAAAUGAGUUUAGUUUUAAAUAUCCAAUGCGUCGCCCGUCGUUUACAAUUAGUCGCCCGUGUUUGAAUCGUCUAACCGUACAUAAUCAUAUCCUUAAUUGGCCCGCGAUGCAAAUUCUUGUGUGUGCGUGUGAAUGUGUGUGAGAGUGUUUCGAGCGCACUUUUAAACAAAUUCCAUGCGUGAUUGGGUAAGCGUGUUAGUGUUGUAAGGACGGACAGCAGCUGCUUCGGGACAGUAAUCAUGUCUGUUGCGAAGAUGACAAUGCGUUGCGGGGAAAAGGGGUCAGAAAAGGGAGGGGAACAUAGGGGGUAAAAGGGGGAAAAAGUGUGUGCGUGCGUGUGUGCGUGUGUGUGUGUGUCGUAGCAUUGUAUAAAUUAUUAUCAUGCGUAUAAGAGUAACGUAUUUUCCUUGUUUUUAGAUCUAAUUUACCAACUCGCUCUCACUUU